This is a messenger RNA of Habropoda laboriosa, 1768 nucleotides long. RefSeq names its product calcium-binding mitochondrial carrier protein SCaMC-2 (gene SCaMC). Bases 132 to 1562 code for a protein of 476 amino acids. NCBI's taxonomy places the organism in Eukaryota, Metazoa, Arthropoda, Insecta, Hymenoptera, Apidae. The transcript has 9 exons. Gene Ontology annotation, molecular function: calcium ion binding; ATP transmembrane transporter activity. The record is from RefSeq and is a predicted model, not a curated record. Gene Ontology annotation, biological process: transmembrane transport.
GUCAGCAAGUGGUUCACAACACGUGUAUGCUCGGCAAGUAAAAAGAAAAGAGAGCGACAAAUAACGUUGCUGCGCGUGAAUAUUCGAAAAAGGAUUUUUUGAUAUUUUGUAAUAUAAGAAGUGACAGAAUAAUGCCCGACGGUCGAGGAAGCGCGAUACAUGGCGUAAUGCCACCGCACUAUCUACACGAGUUGCCGGCAGAAGAUGAGGAGAGGCUCGAAAAGAUAUUUCAGAAUUUAGAUCUGGACGGGAAAGGGAGAAUCGACGUAAAAGAUUUGUCUAAAGCGCUUCGUGAGGUUGGAGUCGACAAAUACUAUGCGGAGAGUUUCUUGGCUAGAUCGGAUAGCACUAAGAGCGGUGACAUUACGCUAGCGGAAUUUAUACACUAUGUUCGUGAACAUGAAAAAAACCUGCGUCUGCAAUUUUCUCAUCUUGACAAGAACAAGGAUGGUAAAAUCGAUCUGGAGGAGUUGAUAAAAGCGUUUGAAGAAUUGGGAAUAAAAAUGGAUUUCAACGAAGCAAAAAAAUUGUUGCAACGAAUGGAUAAAGAUGGAAGUCUCACAAUCAGUUUCAACGAAUGGCGAGAUUUCUUACUCUAUGCACCGAGCACUGAUCUUCUCGGUCUUAUCGAAUACUGGCAUCACACAAACUAUAUGGACAUUGGAGAGGAUAUCGGUGUCCCCGAGGAUUUCACAACUAGUGAAAUGGUCUCUGGAAUGUGGUGGCGACAUUUGGUGUCCGGUGGCGUAGCCGGUGCUGUGUCGCGCACGUGUACCGCGCCUUUGGAUCGUAUUAAGGUCUACUUACAGGUGCAUGGAACGCGACACUGCAAAAUCACAAGUUGCUUCAGGUACAUGCUCCGCGAGGGUGGUUCUACUAGUCUGUGGAGAGGAAAUGGCAUAAACGUACUUAAAAUCGGACCAGAAAGCGCGCUGAAGUUUAUGGCCUAUGAGCAAAUUAAGAGGGCGAUCAAAGGAGACGAUGUUAGAGAGCUCGGACUUUAUGAACGGUUAAUGGCGGGAUCUUUGGCCGGAGGAAUUAGUCAGUCUGCCAUAUAUCCAUUAGAGGUGCUCAAAACUAGAUUUGCACUUAGAAAAACAGGAGAGUUUUCGGGUUUAGUAGAUGCAACGAGGAAGAUAUAUAAACAAGGAGGUUUGAAAUCUUUCUAUAGAGGCUAUGUUCCUAAUUUAAUGGGUAUAAUUCCAUAUGCUGGUAUUGACCUGGCUGUUUAUGAAACUCUAAAGAACAGGUAUUUACGAACACAUGAUAAAAACGAACAACCACCUUUCUGGAUAUUAUUACUGUGUGGAACAGCUUCUAGUACAGCUGGUCAAGUGUGUUCAUAUCCAUUAGCACUAGUCAGAACACGGUUGCAAGCUAAUAUAUCACCAGAAAGACCUAAUACUAUGGUUGGUGUUUUUAAAGAUAUUAUUAAAAAUGAAGGAGUUCGUGGCUUAUACAGAGGUUUAACCCCCAAUUUCUUAAAGGUGGCACCAGCUGUAUCAAUUAGUUACAUAGUAUAUGAAAACGUUAGAGAACUUUUGGGUGUUAAUAUGACGUGAUGAUUAUUUAUUUUAGGUGAUAUUAAUUUAACUAAAUUAUUCUUUAAUUACAUAUUAAGAUAUACAAACCAGCCGAUCAGUGGCUAGUAUAAUAAGCAAUUUGGCAUACCCUGCCUUGUUAAAUGUAAUAUCGCUUAUUUAUUGCUAACUCGAAGCUUCCACAAUUAUUUAAGCAUUUACUAUUCUGUUUUUCAAAUGUAUCACUA